AUGGGUUUAACAAUUUCAUCACUCUUCCAAAAUUUAUUUGGUAAAAAACAAAUGCGUAUUUUAAUGGUUGGUCUCGAUGCUGCUGGUAAAACAACAAUACUUUAUAAACUUAAAUUAGGUGAAAUUGUAACAACAAUUCCAACAAUUGGUUUUAAUGUUGAAACAGUUGAAUACAAAAAUAUUAGUUUUACUGUUUGGGAUGUUGGUGGUCAAGAUAAAAUUCGUCCAUUAUGGCGACACUACUUUCAAAAUACACAAGGUCUUAUUUUUGUUGUUGAUAGUAAUGAUCGUGAACGUGUUGGUGAAGCACGUGAAGAACUUCAACGAAUGCUUUCAGAAGAUGAACUUCGAGAAGCCACUUUACUUAUUUUCGCUAACAAACAAGAUUUACCAAAUGCAAUGAAUGCAGCUGAAAUAACAGAUAAAUUAGGUCUUCAUUCAUUACGUAAUCGUAAUUGGUAUAUACAAGCAGCUUGCGCUACAAGUGGCGAUGGUCUUUAUGAAGGUCUUGAUUGGUUAUCCAAUCAAUUAAAAAAUAUGAAAUAA
Adineta steineri is the source of this 546-nucleotide messenger RNA. Lineage: Eukaryota; Metazoa; Rotifera; Eurotatoria; Adinetida; Adinetidae. The record is from the annotation of a GenBank genome assembly.